AUGCAAUGCAAGAUGAUUGAUCAAAGUAGAGUGAAUCUGCGUCUGGCAAUUAACACGUUCAUUUUCAAAUUGAACUCGGUGCUGCAUUUCCUGUUGUGCUACAACCAAAUACACAGAACGUCUAUUGGCACAAUCUACUGCGUAUUAUCAGCUGAAUUAUUGGUGGAAAUAUUCUACCGUAACAGACGAGUGGAGUUGAAGAAGAUGACCAAAUCUUACGGAAUCAUCACAAUUCUCAUAAUCGUCCUGUUGCCUGUUUUUAAGAAUAUGACGUCACAUAUUGCAUCUGAUACAAUACAUUUGGUAUUUGGUGUAUGUUCGGUGAUAUUUACAAUUGAAUCAUCCAAGAACUACAUUUGUAGAAUCAACACAGGAAACUACGUCUUCGAUAGAAACACUCCCAUUCCAAUUGAUAUUGCAUUACUGAUUCCAUACAAGUUUCAGAACAAUGACACCGUUGGUAACGUAGCAGCUGCUCUGUCUCUAUUCAACAUCCUGUCUCGAAUCAGAUUGGAUUAUGAAGUGCUUUAUCUACUGAAAAUCGGUAUCCUCAUUUUCUACUACAUCCCAUUCAUGCAGAAUGCAAUGAAUGUGACCAUAAGCACCAGAAAGACUGUACGGGUCAUUCUGAUUUCCCAGGUUCUCUUCUUGCUCCUAGGAGAUUGGUUGUGCUUUGCUCUGAGUGUCUUUGCUCUUAUUCCAACAUGGCUCAUUCUUUUAUGCAUUAGUAGAUCUAUUUAUGUAAAAUAA
This is a messenger RNA of Enterospora canceri, 750 nucleotides long. The record is from the annotation of a GenBank genome assembly. Lineage: Eukaryota; Fungi; Microsporidia; Enterocytozoonidae.